Molecule: messenger RNA, 3147 nt
Organism: Glycine soja
Lineage: Eukaryota; Viridiplantae; Streptophyta; Magnoliopsida; Fabales; Fabaceae
Product: tuberculostearic acid methyltransferase UfaA1-like
Exons: 24
Coding region: 223-2808 (861 amino acids)
Molecular function (GO): oxidoreductase activity; methyltransferase activity
Source: RefSeq, a predicted model, not a curated record
AGUACUUUCAACUUGCAACUCCCUUGUAUGUGGACCUUUGAGUUCCACGUAUGUAUACAAUCCAUCCAUUUGAUACUUGAGUGCUACCCUCAUUCUUAUUAAAGGGUCUUUUUGGGUUGUUCUAUGUAUGCACAUUUUCAGAUUGCGGCACUUGAAUUAAGGGAAAAGGGUUGAAACUUACUGGUUUUUGUUACAUAGUAAACUAAAUAGUAGAGAGCAAGGAUGAGAGUUGCAGUGGUUGGUAGUGGGAUUAGUGGGUUGGCUUCAGCUUAUCUUUUGGCCAAAGGGGGAGUGAAUGUGGUGCUCUAUGAGAAGGAGGAUUCGUUGGGAGGACAUGCCAAGACUGUGAAUGUUGAUGGGGUUGAUGUUGACCUUGGCUUCAUGGUCUUCAAUCGGGUCACCUAUCCUAACAUGUUGGAUUUUUUUGAGAAUCUUGGAGUUGACAUGGAAUCAUCAGACAUGUCUUUUUCUGUUAGUUUAGACAAAGGUCGUGGAUGCGAAUGGGGAAGCAGAAAUGGUUUGUCAAGCUUGUUUGCACAGAAGAAGAAUGUACUGAAUCCUUACUUCUGGCAAAUGAUAAGGGAAAUUGUCAAGUUCAAAGAUGAUGUUAUUAGCUAUCUUGAUAUGCUUGAGAAUAACCCAGAUAUUGACCGCAACGAGCCUCUAGGGGAAUUCAUCAAGUCAAGGGGUUACUCCGAAUUAUUUCAGAAAGCCUAUCUUAUUCCAAUUUGUGGUUCUAUCUGGUCCUGCUCUUCUGAAGGAGUUAUGAGUUUCUCUGCUUUCUCAGUUCUUUCAUUCUGUCGCAACCACCAUCUACUUCAGCUCUUUGGCAGACCACAGUGGCUAACUGUAAGAUGGCGCUCACAAACUUAUGUUAAUAAGGUCAAACAAGAGCUUGAGAGGGAAGGUAGUCAAAUAAUAACUAAUCGUGAGGUUCACUUGGUUUCGACGACAUCUGAAAAAGGAUGUGUUGUGUACUGCAAUGAUGGUUCUCAAGAAAUGUAUGAUGGAUGCAUAAUGGCAGUGCAUGCACCUGAUGCCUUGCGAUUAUUAGGAGAUGAAGCAACAUAUGAUGAGCGAAGAAUACUCGGAGCUUUUCAAUAUGCUUACAGUGAUAUUUUUCUUCAUCGUGACAAAAAUUUAAUGCCCCAAAACCCAGCAGCAUGGAGUGCAUGGAAUUUUCUUGGUAGUAACAACAACAAAGUUUGUCUAACAUACUGGAUCAAUAUUCUUCAGAAUAUUAAAGAGACAAGUCAACCCUUUCUUGUAACUCUCAAUCCAGACCAUAUACCAGAAAAUACCUUGCUAAAGUGGUCAACUGGCCAUCCAGUCCCAUCAGUUGCUGCAUUCAAAGCUUCAUUAGAGCUUGACCAUAUUCAAGGGAAAAGAAAAAUCUGGUUUUCAGGAGCAUACCAAGGUUAUGGAUUUCAUGAAGAUGGAUUUAAGGCUGGCAUGAUCGCAGCUCAUGGCAUUCUAGGAAGCUGCUGUGUCCUUCAGACCAACCCAAAACACAUGGUACCUUCUUGGAAGGAACUGGGAGCACGCAUUUUUGUGACUAGAUUCCUGAGUUGCUAUAUCACUACUGGUUGUUUAAUGUUACUGGAAGAGGGAGGAACAAUGUUCACCUUUGAGGGAACUGGGAAAAACUGUGGUCUGAAGAGUGUUUUGAGGGUCCACGAUCCACAAUUUUAUUGGAAGGUGAUGACACAGGCAGAUUUAGGCCUUGCAGAUGCAUAUAUCAAUGGGGACUUUUCAUUUGUUGAUAAAGAUGAAGGUCUCUUGAAUCUUAUUUUGAUUCUCAUAGCCAACAGAGAUUCAAAUGCAUCCAACUCAAAACUGAAGAAGAAUAGGGGUUGGUGGACACCCGUUUUCUUUACGUCUGCUUUGACAUCUGCAAAGUUCUUCAUGGAUCAUGUUUCAAGGCGAAAUACUCUCACGCAGGCUCGCAGGAACAUCUCUAGGCAUUAUGAUCUGAGCAAUGACCUCUUUGCGACUUUCUUGGAUGAAACAAUGACAUAUUCAUGUGCAGUGUUCAAGAAUAAAGAUGAAGACUUGAAAGAUGCACAAAAGAGAAAAAUCUCUCUCCUGAUUGAAAAAGCUAGAAUAGAGAAGACACAUGAAAUUCUUGAGAUUGGAUGUGGAUGGGGAAGUUUAGCCAUUGAAGUUGUCAAACAAACCGGCUGCAAAUACACUGGUAUCACUUUGUCUGAGGAGCAACUGAAACUUGCAGAACAAAGAGUUAAAGAUGCUGGGCUUCAGGACCGCAUCAAUUUUGUUCUAUGCGACUAUCGCCAAUUGCCCAAGACAUAUAAAUACGAUAGGAUUAUAUCUUGUGAAAUGAUAGAAGCUGUUGGUCAUGAAUACAUGGAAGAGUUCUUUGGCUGUUGUGAAUCAGUAUUGGCGGAUAAUGGACUUCUUGUUCUCCAGUUCAUAUCAAUCCCGGAUGAGCGUUAUGAUGAAUAUAGGCGCAGUUCUGAUUUUAUAAAGGAAUAUAUAUUUCCAGGAGGUUGCCUACCCUCUCUAAGUAGGAUAACAUCUGCCAUGGCAGCCACAUCCAGACUAUGCGUGGAGCACGUUGAAAACAUAGGUAUUCAUUACUACCAAACACUCAGAUGCUGGAGAAAAAACUUCUUGAAAAGGCAGAAUGAAAUUUUGGCUCUCGGAUUCAAUGAAAAAUUUAUCAGGACAUGGGAAUACUAUUUUGAUUACUGUGGUGCAGGUUUUAAGUCACUCACACUAGGGAAUUAUCAGGUGGUUUUCUCACGCCCUGGUAACGUUCCUGCAUUAGGCGAUCCAUACAAAAGCUAGACCAAAACCAGUUGACAGAACAAGCCUCACACAUUCUACCAAAGUGCAUUACAUGAUGGUGCCACCAUGUAUCUCCUUUCUUGAUAAUCUCGAAGUAAUUUUUUUGUCAAUAUAGAUCUCUUGUACAUUGUUAAAAUAGAGGAGCUGAAAUGUGCUGUUUUGCCGUGGCAAACAGCAAGAUUGGUGAGAAGUUUUUCUCACAAAUGAUAUUUUUUUAAAAAGGAACAAGCUUAUUGAUGCCCAAAAACAAAUAACUUAUUAAAUUUCUGUGUAACUUUUUAUCCCGCUGACAAGUAAACAUAUAAUAUUAUCCCUAUUUUGCUAAUUUUCAUUAUCUCA